UGCCUGAAAGAAAACUCUGUUUUAAUCUGUAGCAGAAAUGGUAAACCCAGAAUAUUUAUGUAGAAUUAGCUACUUAAUAACCAAAAGCUUGAUUGCAGCUUUGCAAUGAUGAUGAGAAUGGCCCUGAGUUCUUCGGUUAUUCUUUAGGUUAUUAACUUGUUGGGUUGUGCAUUUUUCAGAUUUGCUACUUGAGAAAAUUGUUGGCAGUUUCUUUUAAGGCUUUUAUAAAUUCUUUAGUAUGUGUUUCUUUGGCUUAAUUAUCCACUAAAAUUACACUGUCAGAAUUUACACACUAGUCAUAAUUAACCUUUGAAGCUUAACUGUGGGUGAAUUUUCAGUACUCUUUAUGUUCUUUGGGAAUGGUCAGCCAGUAGUUUCCACAAGAAUUUUAUUUGCACUGAAGGUCAGAUAUUUUCAGGUAGGACUGAUUUUCAGGGGCCAGAAGCCUUUCUUUGAACUUUAUAAUUGUGCUUGGUUGCAUUCACUGCCGUUUAAAAGGAUCUUUAAUAAGGAGAGUCACUUUAAAGAAAAUAUUUUUUCAUUGUUACCUUCAUAAUCUCUAUUCCUGGCAAAUUUUCCGGAAUAUUUGAUUUUUCUUUGUCUUCAUUAAGUAAAACAGGUCCAUUUGAUGCCCAUUUCAAGAUCAUCCUUCUGCUGCCUGUCUUGUGGUCAUUUAACUUCUCAUUAAGCCCUCCACUGGAGACUGUGCCAGAAGAGAGAGAUGAUGAAAAGCAAACGAAUCAUUUUCUAAUUGUUAGCAGCUCUGAAAAAUGAUUUGUAGAAGAGAUUGACACUAUCCCGGAAAUUCUUUAGGAUUAUGUUUUAUUUCAUUCAUCUGUAUUAUCUCUGAGAUGUUCCUAAUAGUCAUCAAUUUAGAAGCUGAUUAUCCAGCUGUUGGAUGACCAGGAAUCUAACUGCUUUUUUUUUUUUAUUUGUUUCUUGCUGUAUCUAAGCAUUAAGCAUCUCCACAGAGGAUGUCUAGAAGUAAGGAGUAGGGAUAACAUUUAAACUGAUCAAUACUUUUUUUUUUCCCCUUAGAGCUCUUAGUGAACAAUUUGAUUUUUUUGGACAGUUUAGUUAUUGUUAUUGGAAGUGACUUAUAGUAAUUUCAUUUUAUUUUGAGUAUCUGUAUCUUACACACAAAUGUAGGGAGGCUUUUGGGUGCAUUUUAAGAAACAUGGGCUUAUAUAGAUUCCCGUAAUUGCUUUCUUGAAUUAUUACGCUUGAGGUUUCAUUACAUCUUUGUAUCAGAACAGAACCUGGGCUUUUGCCGUGGAACAGAUUCAAAGGCAUCAUCUAAUUUUCUUUUUAUGAUUGUUUAAGAAGUUAUAUUGUUUUGGCUUAGCAGUAAAAAAGGGGGAAAAGGAUUAAUAGUGGACAGACCUUGCCUAACAGCUGUAACAUUGAUGCUGUCUGAUUUUUUUCUGUUGUCUUUGGUCUCCCAUUUCUCAUUUAAUCAUUCGUAUAUUCCUGAAUUAGAGUUCUUUGCUUCACUUAGUGCAGAGGACACCAGCCUUCAGUCACACUAUUUCCCUGGAACCUGGGCUCCCCAAGACGCAGCGCUGGAGCAGAUGGAUAAUGGAGACUGGGGCUAUAUGAUGACUGACCCAGUCACGUUAAAUGUAGGUGGACACUUGUAUACAACGUCUCUCACCACAUUGACGCGUUACCCGGAUUCCAUGCUUGGAGCUAUGUUUGGGGGGGACUUCCCCACAGCUCGAGACCCUCAAGGCAAUUACUUCAUUGAUCGAGAUGGACCUCUUUUCCGUUAUGUCCUCAACUUCUUAAGAACUUCAGAGUUGACCUUACCCCUGGAUUUUAAGGAAUUUGAUCUGCUUCGGAAAGAAGCAGAUUUUUAUCAGAUUGAGCCCUUGAUUCAAUGUCUCAAUGACCCCAAGCCUCUGUAUCCUAUGGAUACUUUUGAAGAAGUUGUGGAGUUAUCUAGUACUCGGAAGCUUUCUAAGUACUCUAAUCCAGUAGCUGUCAUCAUAACACAGUUAACCAUCACCACCAAGGUCCAUUCCUUACUAGAAGGUAUCUCAAACCAUUUCACGAAGUGGAAUAAGCACAUGAUGGACACCAGAGAUUGCCAGGUUUCCUUCACUUUCGGACCCUGUGAUUAUCACCAGGAAGUUUCUCUCAGGGUCCACCUGAUGGAAUACAUUACAAAACAAGGUUUCACGAUCCGCAACACCCGAGUGCAUCACAUGAGUGAGCGGGCCAACGAGAACACAGUGGAGCACAACUGGACUUUCUGUAGGCUGGCCCGGAAGACUGAUGACUGAUCUCAAAGCCCGGGAGGAGUUCCUGGAGACUGACUUUCCAGGACAUGGAAGAGACUUUUUUUUUUUUUUUUUUUUAAA
This is a messenger RNA of Lontra canadensis (Northern American river otter), 2363 nucleotides long. RefSeq names its product potassium channel tetramerization domain containing 6 (gene KCTD6). The coding region runs from base 1407 to 2285 and encodes 292 amino acids. Gene Ontology annotation, biological process: protein homooligomerization; ubiquitin-dependent protein catabolic process. Gene Ontology annotation, molecular function: cullin family protein binding. The record is from RefSeq and is a predicted model, not a curated record. Lineage: Eukaryota; Metazoa; Chordata; Mammalia; Carnivora; Mustelidae. The transcript has 3 exons.